CUAGUGAUUACUUUGUAAGAGGUGUAUAAUACAUAAUAUUAUUAUUAUUUUAACCUAUAACGAGAUUCGUUGAAAAUAACAAAAAAAAUACAUUCUCCCAUCUUGAAUUACUGGUUUUCGGGAGACAAUCCGAAAAGAUGCGUUGGUACCAUCGUAGAUAUUAUAUAUACAGUAAAACACGACAAUCGUCAGAGUACAGUGCACAGUUAUCGUCGUCCAGCAGCAGUUGUAGUUGGUAAACUGCAAGUGACUCUCGACCGGCGAAAGAAUACGGUGACAGCCAAGUACACGAUGGCUACCACUAUGUUUCAAGCAGUCGUCCUAGGACUUUUUGUUGCAUCCGGUGCAUUCGCAGAUGUCGUACACCUUAAAAACGUUAAACAAUGCCAUAAAACGCACACCCAGAACACGAAGGAAUAUGGAAAUCUUGCAUCUGCAUCCGGCGAUCACUCAAAUGUGGCUUAUUCACAUUCACCCGCAUUCUCGUUCGGUGAAAAGUCUUUCGGUCUCUCAUCUACCCCAGCUCCAUUUUUAUACGGCACCCAACCAACACCUGCUCCGUUUGUGUUCAGAUCACUUCAGCAUUCCACCCCUGCACCAUUCACAUACAGGGGUUCGUCCUCCACCUCAGCUUCGUUCUCAUACGGUACUCAACCCACUCCAGCACCGUUCCAGUUCAGUUCACUUCGGUCUACUCCUGCACCGUUAAUAUACAGCGCACCAUCCUUUGCACCAGAGGAUUCGUUCAAGUCAAUUGCCGCACUCUAUUCCCAUUCCACUCCUGCCUCAUUCGGGAUCGAAUCCCAGUCCACUCCUGCUUCAUUCGGGAUCGAAUCCCAGUCCACUCCUGCACCAUUCGCGUUUAGCGAUUCUUCCUCUUCCCCAGUGGUUUCAAUCAAGUCCCACGGUACGGUUGGCUCCCAGCCCACAUCUGCCCCAUUUGAAUACAGCACUUCAUCCACCACACCUUCCCCGUUUGAAUAUAGCACAUCAUCCACAACACCGGAAAACUCAUUCAAAAACAUAGCCGCGUCCUACGCCCAGUCCACUCUUGCCCCAUUCGCGAUCGAAUCCCAGUCUACAGCCGUACCGUUCGCGGUUAGUGGUUUAUCUUCUGGGCCAGCUGCAGCGGUUUCAGUCAAAUCCUUCAACACAUUUGGAUCCAAUUCCAUACCUGCCCCAUACUCGCAGGGAAGCGCCUUCACCCAGUACGGAGGUCACUCUGCACCGUCUCCAGCCCAUGAGAUUACCAUCAAUCGAGAAAUACCAGUACCAUACUACGUUCAAAUCGAGAAGCGUAUUCCAUACCCAGUGCUGGUGCACGUCCCGCACCCAUACCAGGUGACUGUUGAGAAGCACGUUCCAUACGCGGUCCGCGUACAUGCCGACCGCGCUGUGCCCGUUCCGAGCCCAUAUCCCGUGGAGGUAGAGAAACGUGUCCCGUAUCCAGUUGAAAAGCCAGUGCCGUACGAAGUUCGCGUGCCCGUCGAUCGACCAUAUCCAGUGAGUGUACCAUAUGAGAAACCAGUGCCAUACGCAGUCGAAAAACCGGUACCUUAUCCAGUGCGCGUCAACGUUGACCGUCCGUAUCCAGUCGAAAAACCUGUGCCAUAUCCUGUUGCCGUCGAACGCCCGGUGCCAUAUGCUGUCGAGAAGCCUGUGCCGUAUCCGGUCGAAAAGCCAGUGCCAUACCCUGUUGAGAAGCGGAUCCCGUACCCAGUUAAAUACGAGGUCCCAGUCAAGGUGCCGGUCCCCGUUCAGGUCAAAGUGCCCGUGAACGUCGACAGGCCAGUUCCGUAUCCGGUUGAAAAGCGGGUCCCAUAUCCUGUCGCCGUACCAUACGAGGUCAAGGUUCCUGUACCUGUCCGAUCACCAGCUCAACGUUUCGCUACCGUCCACUACUAUCAACAGUCGCCAAUCGUCGUACAGCAAGAAUCGUAUAAGUCAUACACCUCCGGAUCGACCGCAGCUCCAGUCACCGACAAUCACCUAGUUCAAUCUUCGUUCGUGUCUGGAUCUGGACAGGCUGGAUCCGAUUACGCUGGCUCUGAUUACACAAAAUCUAACUACGCUGAAUCGGGCUUAGUUCAGGAUAGUGGCUCAUAUGGUUUCGGCCAACAGUCAUUCUAUGGGUCCACAACUCCCGUUCCAUCUUCGACAGCUGGAUACACAGCUUCGUCGUCUUCACCUCAGUACGAAUCGUCCGGCUUUGAUUCAGUAGCCCAACAAGUUGGUUCCAUUACUGGGUCCGUGCAGACUGGAUCUGAUUAUGCUGGAUCUGACUUCACAAAAUCUACCUACGCUGGAUCGGGACAAGCCCAGGAGAGUGGCUCAUACAGUUUCGGCCAACAGCAAUUAUACGGGUCCACAACUCCCGUUCCCUCUUCGACAGCUGGAUACACAGAAUUGUCGUCUUCUCCUCAGUACGAAUCGUUUGACUUUGAUUCACUAGCUCAACAAGUUGGUUACAGUGCUGGGUCCGUGCAGGCUGGAUCUGACUUCACAAAAUCUAACUACGCUGGAUCGGGACAAACCCAGGAGAGUGGCUCAUAUGGUUUCGGCCAACAGUCAUUCUAUGGAUCCAAAACUCCCGUUCUGUCGUCAUUACCUCAAUUGGAAUCGUCCAACAUUGAUUCAUCAAACCAACAAGUUGUUUCCAUUGGAGGGUCCAGGAAAACUGAAUCUGAUAACACUAGAUCUGACUACACAAGAUCUAACUAUGCCGGAUCGGAACAAGCCCAGGAGAAUGGCUCGUACAGUUUCGACCAACAGUCGUAUUACGGAUCCAAAACUCCCGUUUCGUCUUCGAAAUCUGGAUAUACAAAAUCAUCGUCUUCACCUCAGUAUGAAUCAUCCAACUUUGAUUCAGUAAAUCAACAAGUUGAUUCCGUUGGUGGAUCGGCCACCGCUGAUUCCCAGCAGGCCGAAAAUCUUGAAGUUGGCAAAAAAUAGAUCUUAAAAUUGUUUUCAUCACGUUAAGGUCAUAUUAUUUUACUUUUCAUAAAAGCUAUACUAUAAUUAAUAUUUUAUUAUUAAAUUUUAAUAAAACACGUUACCUGUAUAAUAAUUAUUAUACAUAUAAUUAUGUAGUAGUUAUUUAUUUGGUAAUAAUAUGCACCUGCCUAAAAAAAAAUAGCACAAUAAAUACUCCACCCUACGUAUAUUUAUGAAAACAAAUUUUUAAGGUGUUUGUUUUCUGGCGGGCUGCUGUAUGUGUUUACUGGUGUGAACAUAAAUGCAAACGGAAGUGUAUUUACAGUGCCAAUUACUUUUAGAACAGCAUAUGUGUUUGUUUAAAAAAAAAAUGGGUAUUUCCGUGACAAAAAAAAAAAUAAUAUCCGUUAACCACAUUUCAAGGGGAGACAAAAUUGUUUUCCUAUUCACGGUUCAAUUAUAAAAAUACAAAAAAGUAUGGUGCCAAUUUUUUAGGGAUUCAGAAUUACUGUUCAAAACCCACAAAUAUUUUUAGUUGUCAUUCAUCGAUCAAAUUAAAUGAUUUUUAUUAUUCCCCUGUUAAAUCUAACAAAAAAUCAAGAUUAUUAUUUUAAAUUUCUAUACAUAAUUUGUAAUGAAAGUAUGUGAUUUCAUUGUCGUUAUUUCAGAAAAAAAUUAUUGAUAAAAAUGUUAUAGCCACAACUCACAACUCGCCGAUGAUAUAAAAUAUUAUUUUAUUCAAUCUGUGAUACGGCUAACAAGGCAGCACAAUUUUAUAUUGAAUUAAAUGUCUGACAAAAUAAUAAAACUGCAUCAUUUAGACAAUUAUAGGUACCUAACUACCAAACACAUUCUUUCUUUCUUUUUUAAUGCACUUUAUUUCUAUAAAGUUCCUAAAUUAAACAAUUAUUUUAUGACGAAUAAACCCGAAAAUUUGGUAUGUACAUUAGCAAAUGUUGAAUGUUUUUAAGCCCUUAAGGAAUUUAUAUAGGUACCCAUCCAAGUGUUUUGUAUGUCAGUGACACCUUUUUUAAUGGAACAAUUCAAUUAUUCUUAAUUAUUCUUUAAAUAUAAUUCGUUACGAGAGUUAGUACAUUUACGUACCAUGGUUAUUGUACUUUGGUUUUAGAUUCUCAUGCAAAAAAAAAAAAUAAAAAUAAUAAUUCUGGCUUCAUCUGAUCAAAAAACCGAUCGAUAACAACGACCUCGGUUGGUGCUAUUAAUGCCAUGCGCGUUUAUCGUACAUGGCUUACAUAAAAUGUUUUACUGAACGAUUAAUCCUCCCUGUUCGGUGGUGUAGGUAUUUACGUAAAUAUUCAACGAUAAGUGCUGAUCAUUGCACAGCAUUGUGCUCAAGAAAAAAAAAUACCGUUAGACUUUUGACGUUUACAUGGUGCGUUGCAGUAGAAUCAGACCGAGUUUGUUAGGUAGACACUUCAACCCAUAGAGGGGAAUUCAGAAAUUACUAAAACGUAAUAUAAUUUUUGAAAAUACUCAUUAGGAUUAUAUUCAAAUUGCUCGCAGCAACUUAUAACCGAUAUACGCAUUCUGCAAUGGUUUAUCCAAGUAAGUACCUAUUUCCAUGGAGGUACUUCCCUAUAAUUUUACUUGGUAAUCGUUUACUAUUGUAGUUUACCUUCUUAAUGAUUUAGCACUAGCAGUACACGAUUAAUACAGUGAGAUACAUACAAGUGGAGUGGAAAUUAAAUUGUUAUACUUCCUACUUGGGUUUCGGAUUUGUUUUGAUAAUAUUAUACUAGAUUAGUCCCAAAUAUUUGAUGCUAACAUCGUGUGAUUUCGAUAUGAGUCAAAUAAUAUAUUUUAUAUUAUGAUUUUACGAUGAACAUAUUUCAGCGAUAUGUACGGCAAUAAAGAUAAAUAAUGUCAUGUUUUUUAAAUGUCUAAUAUUCAACGUUUAUAUUGUAGGUAAUAUUGUACUGCUCAAAAAAAAAAAAAAAUUAGAAAAAGACUUCAACAUUUAGUAAUAUUGUCUU
Messenger RNA from Acyrthosiphon pisum (pea aphid), 4928 nucleotides. RefSeq names its product extensin-2. The transcript has 2 exons. Bases 292 to 2952 code for a protein of 886 amino acids. The record is from RefSeq and is a predicted model, not a curated record. NCBI's taxonomy places the organism in Eukaryota, Metazoa, Arthropoda, Insecta, Hemiptera, Aphididae.